CGAUGCGUGUGUAGUAGUGCUGUACUGUAAGUAUAUGAUACCUGAUGUGUCUACACUGAUGUGUCGUAUCUACUGCUAUUUAUAUUAGUAAAACUGCAAAUAUAUAAACGAGAUAAUGCCAAGUACAUGUUGCAUUGUUAAUUGCAAUAAUACGAGUAAAAAAGGAUAUCACUUAUUUAAAUUUCCGAUAAAACGUCCAGAGAUUUUUAAAAAAUGGAUUUGUGCAAUCGGAGGAAAUUUUACACCAAAAAAACACCAUGUAAUCUGUAGUGCUCACUUUUUACCUAAAGAUAUCAUGGAAAAAGCGGAUAUAAGUAGUGUUCUAUUAAAAAAUUUGGCUGUGCCAUCAAUAGCUCUGAGAGCUCCUGCUUGUGACACUGUUCCUGCAGUGGAAUGUAAUAGUGAUCCUCUGGUACAACCUGUUACGAGUUCCAUGAUGGAAUGUGAUACUAUUCCUGCGAUAGAAUACUUAACACUUAGAAUGUAUUCACUUACAAAAAGAACGAAAGAUAGAAAUCCUGCAAGUAACAGACACAAAUUUACAAAAUUAAUAUUAUUUAAUAACACAUAA
Harpegnathos saltator (Jerdon's jumping ant) is the source of this 571-nucleotide messenger RNA. Its product is annotated as THAP domain-containing protein 3. The record is from RefSeq and is a predicted model, not a curated record. The coding region runs from base 116 to 571 and encodes 151 amino acids. The transcript has 2 exons. Lineage: Eukaryota; Metazoa; Arthropoda; Insecta; Hymenoptera; Formicidae.